Messenger RNA from Pneumocystis murina B123, 276 nucleotides. RefSeq lists its product as hypothetical. The transcript has 4 exons. The record is from RefSeq and is a predicted model, not a curated record. Bases 1 to 276 code for a protein of 91 amino acids. Lineage: Eukaryota; Fungi; Ascomycota; Pneumocystomycetes; Pneumocystales; Pneumocystaceae.
AUGUUUUUUUAUCAAUUUAUAUCAGUGGAAAUUUUAAUAGAAUUGUUUAAGCUAUUGAAUUUCUAUAAUAUUAAUCAGAUAUAUCAUUUAAAUUUAUGGAAUAUAAAUCAGUCACUUAAACUAUUAAAAAGUGAAAGCAUUGUUUUUGAUAUGGAUUUUGCAUUGAUUGAACAUGAAAUUGAAGAUGAUUUAUAUUUAAUUGAAAAACUUACUGAAAUUGUAGAUGGAUAUAAAGAUGGAAAUAUUGAAAUUGAUAGCUUAUAUGGAAAAUAUUAA